Messenger RNA from Lynx canadensis (Canada lynx), 2182 nucleotides. It is a transcript of the gene TPM3, whose product is annotated as tropomyosin 3. Gene Ontology annotation, biological process: actin filament organization; muscle contraction. The transcript has 9 exons. The record is from RefSeq and is a predicted model, not a curated record. Gene Ontology annotation, cellular component: actin filament. Gene Ontology annotation, molecular function: actin filament binding. NCBI's taxonomy places the organism in Eukaryota, Metazoa, Chordata, Mammalia, Carnivora, Felidae. The coding region runs from base 48 to 905 and encodes 285 amino acids.
UCUAGUUCUCCAGGUUUCACAGGCGAGCUCACCAACAGCCACAGCUCAUGAUGGAGGCCAUCAAGAAAAAGAUGCAGAUGUUGAAGCUGGACAAGGAGAAUGCUCUGGACCGGGCAGAGCAAGCCGAAGCGGAGCAAAAGCAGGCAGAAGAGAGAAGCAAGCAGCUGGAGGACGAGCUGGCGGCCAUGCAGAAGAAGCUGAAAGGGACAGAGGAUGAGCUGGACAAGUACUCUGAAGCUCUGAAGGACGCCCAGGAGAAGCUGGAGCUGGCAGAGAAGAAGGCUGCUGACGCUGAGGCUGAGGUGGCCUCCUUGAACCGUAGGAUCCAGCUGGUAGAAGAAGAGCUGGACCGGGCCCAGGAGCGCCUGGCCACUGCCCUGCAAAAACUGGAGGAAGCCGAGAAAGCCGCUGACGAGAGCGAGAGAGGCAUGAAGGUGAUUGAGAACCGAGCCCUAAAGGAUGAAGAAAAGAUGGAGCUCCAGGAAAUCCAGCUCAAGGAAGCUAAGCACAUUGCGGAAGAGGCGGACCGCAAGUAUGAAGAGGUGGCUCGGAAGUUGGUGAUUAUCGAGGGGGACUUGGAACGCACAGAGGAACGAGCUGAGCUGGCAGAGUCUAAGUGUUCUGAGCUGGAGGAGGAGCUGAAGAAUGUCACCAACAACCUCAAGUCUCUUGAGGCUCAGGCGGAGAAGUACUCUCAAAAGGAAGACAAAUACGAAGAAGAGAUAAAGAUUCUUACGGAUAAACUCAAGGAGGCGGAGACCCGUGCUGAGUUUGCCGAGAGGUCAGUGGCCAAGCUGGAGAAGACGAUUGAUGACUUGGAAGAUAAGCUGAAAUGCACCAAAGAGGAGCACCUCUGUACACAAAGGAUGCUGGACCAGACUCUGCUUGACCUGAAUGAGAUGUAGAGCACCCCGGUCCCGCCCUGCCGCUGCUCCUCCCCCCUGACCCUGACUCCGCCUGAGGCCAGCCUGCCCGAAGCUGGCCUGGAAACUGAGGGCUGAUCUUUAACUGGAAGUCCGCUUUCUCCUUUUUGCCGCCUCUCCCACCCCAACCCCUGUAUCUUUUUCGCCAAACUGUCUCUGCCUCUCCCCUGAGAUUCCAGUCGGGCUUGAGGCCGAGCACCUUUGGGAACAACGUUUAAGGGAAUGUGAGCACAAUGCAAAGUGUCUUUACAAGCAUGUUGUGAUGUACACAUUUUGUAAUUACCUUUUUUUGUUGUUGCUGUAGCGACCCAUUUGUAAAACAUUCCUAAUAAUUCCACAGUUCUGAAGCAGCAGUCUUAGUCCUUGCUCACUUGGAAGGUUUGGAAAGUUAACUUUUCAGCCUAACGCACACUGCUCUCUCUGCAGAGGAGGGAGAGCGGCAAGGCCUGCCUGCCUACUGAGGGCCAGAGCCCCGAAAGGUACCCACUCUGGGAAGCUUCGUUGCUCUGUCCAAAGUACCGGCCAAAUUAGAAAGGUGAUUCCAGGAGGAGUUAGCCAAAAAAGUGUGGCUCAGGGUUUCAGUUUUAAGGUAUCUUUGAGCAACUUUAAUUUCUUUUCAUCAGAAGUGACCAAACAAAUUAAGGUGUGAGACCUCUGUCUGAGACCAAAUCCUUGUCCUAUCCUCCUCACCCCUCUCUCUCCUAACCGCUCACAGACAUGGACCAUGUCCCCUUUAUGUUGAGGUGACCACUUAUUUGCUCUCCUGCCUCCUUGAAAGAAGAAAAGAAAAUUACGUGUUUGCCACUGAUUUAGCCACAUGAAACAAACUUAUCUCGUCACCCUUCUCUGGGACUGAAGCUGCUGUCUCUAAAAGUGCCACGUCAUUGUGCUUUGUGUUAGUGCUGGAGAAAUCUUGAAUAGCUUACGUACAAAACCGUUUUUAAAUUUUAUAUUAUUUUGAAACUUUGCUUCUUUAGGGUUGGGGCACCUUGGCCACUCUGUCAGGCUGAGAACUGUACAGUCUGUGGGCUGACGGUGUGCUGAUCUUUUAAAAGUUUCUUUCCCUGCCCAAUCCCCCCUUUUGGUGAGGUUUCUGUGAGGUCUGUUAGGUGUGCAUCCGGCAGCUUCUUGGCUUACAAUGCACUCUCCUUUGGUGUGCUCUCUCCGGGGCCGAUUGAGAGAAAGAAACCAAUAGUGCAACUGUUUUGAUACUGAAAAUUGACAACUGUCUUUUUGAAAUAAAGAACCAGUCCCUCCAA